AUGCGGAAGUGAUCGUCAUCGUAAAGGCUGUGAGUUGGAAGCUGUGCGAAAUGUGAGAAAACGAUCGUAGCUUAGAGGAAUUAACUAGUUUUACUUCAGUGGUUUGAAUGAAAAACGACGUUCCCACUUAGAGUGAUUGUUUCUUGGACGACUUGAGGCUCGAUCGGUUGAAGCCAAGAUAUGUCGUGGAUAAAAGAGGGAGAGCUAAAUCUGCUCGAAAAGGUUGCUGCCAAUGUGCUGAAGGCUGGACCCAUGCCUAAACAUGUAGCCUUCAUCAUGGACGGUAAUCGGCGCUUUGCACGGAAGAAAAACGUGGAGCGUCAGGAGGGACAUAUGCAAGGCUUCAACAAACUGGCAGAGACGCUACGUUGGUGCAAGCAUCUCAAUAUCCCAGAGGUAACGGUAUACGCCUUUAGCAUUGAGAACUUCAAGCGCACCAAAGAUGAGGUGGAUGGGCUGAUGGACCUGGCCAGGCAGAAAUUUGAGAGGCUGCUGGAAGAACAGGACAAUCUGGAAAAACAUGGAGUUUGUAUAAGAGUAUUGGGCGACUUGAACAUGCUCCCACUAGACCUUCAAGAGCUCAUUGCCAAAGCUGUGGUGUCAACCAGGACUCACAACAAAUGUUUCCUCAAUGUGUGCUUUGCAUACACAUCAAGAUAUGAAAUCACCAAUGCAGUGAGGGAGAUGGCUUGGGGAGUGGAGCAGGGCCUGAUCAAAGCGAGCGAUGUUUCAGAGGCGUUGCUAAGUGAGUGCCUGUACAGUAAUAACUCUCCCAAUCCUGAUUUGCUCAUCCGCACCUCAGGAGAGGUGCGCCUCAGCGACUUCCUUCUCUGGCAGACGUCCCACUCCUGCCUUGUGUUUCAGUCGGUUCUGUGGCCAGAGUACUCGUUCUGGAACCUGUGUGAAGCCGUUGUCCAGUAUCAGUUAAAUCACAAAUCCAUCCAGAAAGCCAGAGACCUCCAUCGAGAGGAACAGGCCCUGCAGCAGCUAGAGGCAGAUCACUCUUGCGUAGCAGAGCACCUGCAGCAUCAGGGGAAUGGAAAGCCAGCUGAUGCCAAGAGAAGACGAGAGGCAUUGCAGCAUUACACCGCCUCCCGGGAAGCACGAGUUCAGGACUUCCUACAAGCACUGAAGCACAAGAGAGACUCAUUCUUUAAUGACUUAUGCAGUGAAACUGUCUUGACCUAGGAGAGCUCUAAGGAACUAAUCUUCUGCCGAAGUAGAGAUAAAACCUCUCCCGUCCUCUUCCCUAAAGAGCUGCUGUGGAAAUGGGAAGAACAAACAGUAACUGAGAGUGGUUUCAUUUUGUUGCUGGUUUGUACAAAACGAGAGGGCAAUUUUACCCCUAUGGGGCUGUAGAAUAAUUGUGAUAUUUAUAAUUGUAGAUUUACAAAAUCUAAUAUGUGGAAAUGUCUGGUCAAGAUGUAGUUAAACUAUUGUAUUAGCUGUUUGUUAAAUGCAUGACUUUGAUGGAAAAGUUCAAAUCAGUGAGUGAAAAGCCCACACAUUAUGUGUUUUGGAGAUGCAUCCAACAGAGUUAUUUACAAAAGUCAGUAUGGUUUGAUAUUUUUGUUGCUGAAAGUGAUGUUUGUUUAGUGUGAUUUUGAAGACAUAACUAUAUUUUGACCAGCUUUCUAAAACAGAAUAAAGUGAGAACUGUAUAUCCAUAUA
Messenger RNA from Melanotaenia boesemani (Boeseman's rainbowfish), 1671 nucleotides. RefSeq names its product dehydrodolichyl diphosphate synthase (gene dhdds). Bases 181 to 1188 code for a protein of 335 amino acids. NCBI's taxonomy places the organism in Eukaryota, Metazoa, Chordata, Actinopteri, Atheriniformes, Melanotaeniidae. Gene Ontology annotation, biological process: polyprenol biosynthetic process. Gene Ontology annotation, cellular component: endoplasmic reticulum; dehydrodolichyl diphosphate synthase complex. The record is from RefSeq and is a predicted model, not a curated record. The transcript has 9 exons. Gene Ontology annotation, molecular function: ditrans,polycis-polyprenyl diphosphate synthase [(2E,6E)-farnesyl diphosphate specific] activity.